Messenger RNA from Didymosphaeria variabile, 834 nucleotides. RefSeq lists its product as uncharacterized. Lineage: Eukaryota; Fungi; Ascomycota; Dothideomycetes; Pleosporales; Didymosphaeriaceae. The record is from RefSeq and is a predicted model, not a curated record. Gene Ontology annotation, molecular function: inositol monophosphate 1-phosphatase activity. The coding region runs from base 1 to 834 and encodes 277 amino acids. The transcript has 3 exons. Gene Ontology annotation, biological process: phosphatidylinositol phosphate biosynthetic process; signal transduction; inositol metabolic process.
AUGUCCUCGCUACACGUACCGUUAUCGGAAAUACGCGAUGUCGUCAUGGACCUUGCCAAAGAAGCUGGCCAGAUUAUCUUGUCGGCAAAUCCUUCGGAGUUCGACAACAAGAAGAACACCGUCGAUAUCGUGACAGAAACGGACAAGGCUGUAGAGUCCCUCAUCUCAAGCGCCCUGAAAGCCAAAUAUCCCUCCUUCAAGUUCAUAGGAGAAGAGACGUACACACCAGGAACUACAAUUACCGAUGACCCGACUUUCAUCGUUGAUCCAAUCGACGGAACAUCCAAUUUCGUGCAUGGAUUCCCCGCAGUAUGUGUUUCCAUCGGCCUUGUGGUAGAGAAACAGCCAACUAUAGGUAUUGUUUACAACCCUUUUUUGGAUGAACUCUACACAGCAGUGAAAGGCUCCGGCGCGUUCGUCCAUCACGGGUCAAAGUCGCAAAAGCUGCCGCUCCGGAACAGCCCCUUGAGAGGGCUCGGUCCCGCAUGUAUCGGCAUCGAAUGGGGCAGCGAUCGCGAAGGCGUCAACUUCGAAUUGAAUUUGAAGGUUUUCACUACUCUAGCCAGAACCAAAGCCACUGGUGGUAGAAUCGCGGCCGGCCAGCAGGACAUGUUCUGGGAAUGUGGUUGUUGGGCAUGGGACGUUGCCGCAGCAUGGUGCAUCUUGAAUGAGGCUGGUGGCAUGAUCGUGGAUGGGCAUCCGGGGAACUGGUAUCCACCGAUCGAUAAUCGAAGAUAUCUAGCGGUUAGAGCAGCGCCUGCCGGUCAGAAAGAAAUUGUAGAACAGUUUUGGGGUAUCAUUGGCGAAGACAGGUCGACUUACGGACCAAGCUGA